This is a messenger RNA of Phragmites australis (common reed), 924 nucleotides long. Its product is annotated as F-box protein At1g67340-like. The transcript has 5 exons. The record is from RefSeq and is a predicted model, not a curated record. Bases 1 to 924 code for a protein of 307 amino acids. NCBI's taxonomy places the organism in Eukaryota, Viridiplantae, Streptophyta, Magnoliopsida, Poales, Poaceae. Gene Ontology annotation, molecular function: protein binding.
AUGGAGGCAGUGCGGGAGGCGAUAAUGGUGGAGAGGAGUAGGGGUAAGAGGCAGAGGAUUGAGCAGGCGCCCGCCAGUGACCUGGGUGCGUUCGAGGGUGCUGCACUGCUGCCUCAAGAGCUCAUCUUGUCCGUCCUCGCCGCCGUGUCGGCCUCCGCGGACAAGCCUGCCGACUUCUUCUCCGCGAUGCUCACUUACGUGAUGCGUGAUCAGAGUGUAAGCUACGUACUAUACGUCGAUCGUGUCCUUGUUCUCUUUGGAAAGGAAAAUGAUGCUCGAGUUCCUGAUGGAAUUGAUCAUCGCAGGUGCAAGAAGUUCAUGAUGUUAGGGGAGCACCGGCAGGUGCGCAAGGUGGCGUCGGAGCUGUGCGUGGCCGUGCGCGCCGCAAGCUGCGGCGACGCUGGCAACCCUGACACCAACUACCUUCUCAGCAUGAUCCUGUUCUACUGCCUCGCCGAGGGCCAUCAGGGCUGGUCGCGGAUGAUGAAGGCUGCGAGGUCCAGCCACGCGGAGGCGAUCUACGCUCUCGCCAUCAUCCGGCUAAAUGGAAGCGGCGGCAUCACGGUCGACGACAGAGGCCAGCACGCCGCCGCGCACCUGUGUAAGGCCGCCGCGAACCUCUGCCACAUCGGCGCCCUCUGCGAGCUCGGCAACUGCGUCUCCCGCUGCCUUGGUGUCCCCAAAAAUAUCGCCAACGGCCGCCGCCUCAUCCUCAGGGCCAACUUGCAGGAGCUGUGCGCCAAGUACCCGCCCGGCCGGGCCCGCGCUGGAGGCCGCCCUCGCUCACAUCCGCAGUGGCAAUUGCCCCAAGCGUUGCACUGGAGGAUGGGGCACAAGGAGGAGUGCAUCCCCGUGCAGCAGUGGCUGCUCGUCGCGGUUGCCAAUGCGAACGCCAAAUCGCCAAUGCGCACUUUGCUUAAUUAA